Egretta garzetta (little egret) is the source of this 1466-nucleotide messenger RNA. RefSeq names its product leukocyte immunoglobulin-like receptor subfamily A member 1. The record is from RefSeq and is a predicted model, not a curated record. The coding region runs from base 223 to 786 and encodes 187 amino acids. NCBI's taxonomy places the organism in Eukaryota, Metazoa, Chordata, Aves, Pelecaniformes, Ardeidae. The transcript has 6 exons.
AGUGACCAGAGACAAGAAGGAGAAAUGAAAGCGCUGACAGCUUCUCUCCCAAGGUCCACAGGAUCCUAAGGCCAGAAACCCAAGGUGUGGGACAGAAGGUGGCUUGUGGUAACAAGGGCGUGCCAGGACCCAGAAGAAAGCACCCAGCUGCUCGGUGUCUGGACAACGCCUUCCUCUGAAGAAGCCCUGCUUGAACCGAGGUCGGAGAGAGCCCAGAAGGCCAUGAUGCUGCCUGUGACACUGCCUGUGGCCCAUGUGCUGGCCCUUGGUGCUUGGCUGGUGGCACAGAGCAAGGCUGCACCAAGUGCCCCUGCAAUCUUCAUCUUCCAGAAGCCACCAGGGGUGAUUGCACCAGGAGGCUCCACCACCAUCUGCUGCAGUUGCCAGCGGGAUAAUGGGAACGUCGUGCUGUACAGGAAUGGCCAGCAGAUCCGCACCCUGCAGCUGCAUGGCAGCCAGGCUGAGUUCUCCAUCACCAAUGCCACCCAAGAGGACGCAGCUGCCUACAGCUGCCAUUACCUGGACGGAGGCACUGUGCUGGCUCGCAGCGAAACCUUGGAUGUCAGGGUGGAAGAGUUCCAUCUCCCCAAACCUGUCCUCUCUGUCCAGCCUGGCCAUGAGGUGGCUGCAGGAGCUUAUGUAAUGUUCCGUUGCACCAUCGCACACGCCAAUGCCGGCUGUUUCCUGUACCUGGAGGGCCAGGUCACCGUCGCCUUAAUCCCAAAGGACCAAGAUUAUUUCAACCUCUCCCAUGUGCAUAAAGGCAAUGAGGGCCGCUACAGCUGAAAAACAGCAGGAACAGUUCACUGAAAGGGUCUGCUGUCAGCAGGAGCCUGGAUUUGGUGGUGAGAGAUUACACCUGGACCAACGUGGCACGCCUGGCACUGGGGGCUGGGGUCCUGGUGCUGCUGGCACUGAUCAUGGCCGAGGCCACAUGCAGCCGCCGCCGUGGGCUGGAGCCCCGCUAGGAUGGGGCCAGCCCAGCCCCUGCACGCAAGGCUUCCUGCCACUGCUGUCAGGGGGCAGCAGGGCUGAAUUAACCACUCUCCAGCUGCACAGGCAUCCGUUGCUCACAUUCGUUUAUUAUUUUAAAACACUUGACAAACACAUCACACCAUGAUCUAUAUAUAUAAAUUUACUUUUAUGCAGAUAUAAAUUUAUAUAUAUAGGACCUUUAAACCUCUGUAUACUCAGGACACAAAGUUCCAGAAUAGCUUCACUGGCUACAACAAAAGUAUUUUUGUUAUGGAAACACAAAAGAGGAGGUGCAAAUAUCAAAAAACGCGGAAAAAAGAAAUUAAAAACAAGUGCAAAAUGAACGAAAGUGCAAAAAAGCUUCUGUUGUCAUAAUCACGCUCCUUCCAAAAUACGCACCCUCCCCCGCCUUUCCGCCCCCCAAGGCCGAGGAGCCUCAGGCCCAGAGGGAAGGGCUGGAUAGGAGGAAGGGGCUCAGGCUGCAACCCUCG